CGGGGCACUAGAGCGCACAGCCCGGCGGGCCGCAGCGGGGAGGUGAGGAGCGCGGCGAGGGCGGCUGCGGGACCGCCGCCCCUGCGCUCCGGGGCUGCGGGGCGCAUGGGGCGCGGGGAGCUGGGAACCUUUGCGGGCUGCGUGCCCGGCCGCCUGCUGCGGUGAGACGCGGCACCGGACACCCCCAGAGCCCGGGCAGUCGGGAGGAUGACCAUGGCUGGGGGCCGGCGGGGACUGGUGGCCCCGCAGAACACGUUUCUGGAGAACAUCGUGCGGCGGUCCAACGAUACUAAUUUUGUGUUGGGGAAUGCCCAGAUAGUGGACUGGCCUAUUGUGUACAGCAAUGAUGGAUUCUGCAAGCUCUCUGGCUACCACCGGGCGGAAGUGAUGCAAAAAAGCAGCGCCUGCAGUUUUAUGUAUGGAGAGCUGACCGACAAGGACACGAUAGAGAAGGUGCGCCAGACCUUUGAGAACUACGAAAUGAAUUCCUUUGAAAUCCUGAUGUACAAGAAGAACAGGACACCCGUGUGGUUUUUUGUGAAGAUCGCUCCCAUCCGGAAUGAACAGGAUAAAGUGGUUCUGUUCCUGUGCACAUUCAGUGACAUAACAGCCUUCAAGCAGCCCAUUGAGGACGACUCGUGCAAAGGUUGGGGGAAGUUUGCUCGGCUGACCAGAGCUCUGACAAGCAGCAGGGGCGUCCUGCAGCAGCUGGCCCCUAGUGUACAGAAGGGAGAGAAUGUCCACAAGCACUCGCGCCUGGCAGAGGUCCUGCAGCUGGGCUCAGACAUCCUUCCCCAGUACAAGCAAGAAGCGCCAAAGACACCCCCUCACAUCAUCUUACACUACUGUGUCUUUAAGACCACGUGGGAUUGGAUCAUCUUGAUCUUGACCUUCUACACAGCCAUCCUGGUCCCUUACAACGUCUCCUUUAAAACCAGACAGAAUAACGUGGCCUGGCUAGUGGUGGACAGCAUCGUGGACGUCAUCUUUCUGGUGGACAUUGUUCUGAAUUUUCAUACCACCUUUGUCGGGCCAGCGGGGGAAGUGAUAUCUGACCCCAAACUUAUCCGCAUGAACUACCUGAAGACAUGGUUUGUGAUCGACCUUCUGUCCUGUUUGCCCUAUGACGUCAUCAACGCCUUUGAGAACGUGGAUGAGGUUAGUGCCUUUAUGGGUGAUCCAGGGAAGAUUGGUUUUGCUGAUCAGAUUCCGCCGCCCCUGGAGGGGAGAGAGAGUCAGGGCAUCAGCAGCCUGUUCAGUUCUCUGAAAGUUGUGCGGCUGCUCCGUCUUGGGCGAGUAGCCCGCAAGUUGGACCAUUACAUCGAGUAUGGAGCUGCGGUACUGGUCUUGUUGGUGUGCGUGUUUGGGCUGGCUGCCCAUUGGAUGGCCUGCAUCUGGUACAGCAUUGGGGACUACGAGAUCUUUGAUGAGGACACCAAGACAAUCCGCAACAACAGCUGGCUCUACCAGCUGGCGAUGGACAUUGGCACUCCAUACCAGUUCAACGGGUCUGGCUCGGGGAAGUGGGAAGGCGGGCCCAGCAAGAAUUCUGUCUACAUCUCCUCACUAUACUUCACCAUGACCAGCCUCACCAGCGUGGGCUUCGGGAACAUCGCCCCAUCCACUGACAUUGAGAAGAUCUUCGCGGUGGCCAUAAUGAUGAUUGGCUCUCUUCUGUAUGCCACCAUCUUUGGGAAUGUGACAACCAUUUUCCAGCAGAUGUACGCCAACACCAACAGGUAUCAUGAGAUGCUCAACAGUGUGCGGGAUUUCCUGAAGCUCUACCAGGUGCCCAAAGGGCUGAGUGAGCGGGUCAUGGACUACAUUGUGUCCACCUGGUCCAUGUCUCGAGGCAUCGACACAGAAAAGGUCCUGCAGAUCUGCCCCAAGGACAUGAGAGCUGACAUUUGUGUGCACCUGAAUCGCAAAGUGUUCAAGGAACACCCCGCCUUCCGGCUGGCCAGUGAUGGCUGCCUGCGGGCCUUGGCCAUGGAGUUCCAGACAGUGCAUUGCGCCCCGGGAGACCUCAUCUAUCAUGCUGGGGAGAGUGUGGACAGCCUCUGCUUCGUGGUCUCAGGCUCCCUGGAGGUGAUCCAGGAUGACGAGGUGGUGGCCAUCCUAGGGAAAGGAGACGUGUUUGGAGAUGUGUUCUGGAAGGAAGCCACUCUUGCACAGUCCUGUGCUAAUGUUAGGGCCUUGACCUACUGUGACCUGCAUGUGAUCAAGAGAGAUGCCCUUCAGAAAGUGCUCGAGUUCUACACAGCCUUCUCCCACUCCUUCUCCCGGAACCUGAUUCUCACCUACAACCUGAGGAAGAGGAUUGUAUUCCGGAAGAUCAGCGAUGUGAAACGGGAAGAGGAGGAGCGGAUGAAACGGAAGAAUGAGGCCCCUCUCAUCCUGCCUCCUGACCACCCUGUCAGGAGACUGUUCCAAAGGUUCCGCCAGCAGAAAGAGGCCAGGCUGGCAGCAGAGCGAGGGGGCCGGGACCUGGAUGACCUGGAUGUAGAGAAGGGCAAUGCCCUCACAGACCAUACCUCAGCCAACCAUAGCCUGGUGAAGGCCAGCGUGGUCACGGUGCGCGAGAGCCCUGCCACGCCUGUGUCCUUCCAGACGGCCUCCACCUCCACAGUGUCAGACCAUGCCAAGCUGCAUGCACCAGGAUCUGAGUGCCUAGGUCCCAAGGCAGGCAGUGGUGAUUGUGCCAAGCGCAAAGGCUGGGCCCGGUUCAAAGAUGCUUGUGGGAAGGGUGAGGAUUGGAACAAGGUCUCCAAGGCAGAGUCCAUGGAGACGCUGCCUGAGAGGACAAAGGCAUCAGGAGAGGCCACACUGAAGAAGACAGAUUCCUGUGACAGUGGCAUCACCAAGAGCGACCUUCGCCUGGACAAUGUGGGGGAGGCUAGGAGUCCCCAGGACCGGAGCCCCAUCUUGGCUGAGGUCAAGCAUUCUUUCUACCCCAUCCCUGAGCAGACGCUGCAGGCCACAGUUCUGGAAGUGAAGCAUGAGCUGAAGGAGGACAUCAAGGCCUUGAAUGCCAAAAUGACUGCCAUUGAGAAGCAGCUUUCUGAGAUACUCAGGAUACUAAUGUCCAGAGGCUCUGCCCAGUCUCCUCAGGAGGUGUGUGAGAUCUCCAGGCCCCAGUCCCCAGAGUCAGAGAGAGACAUUUUUGGAGCAAGCUGAGAGGAUCAUUUCAAAACAAACAAAAAAAGACAAAAGCCUGCCCCCUUGCCCUCAACACCUCUCACCACACCACCCACAUGACCAACAAUUUUCAAAGUAGGCUUUUCCUAACAGGAAGUCAAAGUGGGACCAAGUAGCAUCGGUGUGGAUGUGUGGGCUCUGGAAAACAUAAGCAGGAACAUGGCCGGGUGCCCAAGAUGGCAGCUGCAUCUCAACCACAACUGAGAGUUAGGGGAGAAGGGGCACAGCAUCUAUCUAAAGAGCAUUUCCUUUAAAAUGUUUUACCAAUGUGAUAUUUAUGAAAGAUUAAAACUACCAGGAAAGGGCAGCAGCCGUGUAGAGACUUGUGGAAGAGCUCCAGGAACCCCUCAAGAAUAGACCACAUUGGGCUUCUUUACCAAGCCCCCUGAAGACCACGACAGGCACAGGGAUGUCUGGGCAUUCACCACCCGUGUAGCCACGUCUGACCCCGCCGUCUGUUUUCCUAUUCUUGUCAUUUGUAACAAACUCUCAGUAAGGGGAGCUUGAUGGACGGGAGAGACUUUCCACUCUCAUGGCAGAGAUGGAGCAUCGAGUGCUGUGCCAUGGACCUGCAGGCUCUGGGCUCCUCAGGUUUCCUUGCCCGGAAGAGGUAAGGCCAGGAUGAGCCAAGAGGGCCCUCGGCUCUGAGUAGGCUCUGUGGUGUGGUCCACAGUCUGCUCUGUGGGAUGAUUGAUGUGGAAGCUCCCAGAACCAGGUGGCUCUCUGGCGCUGCACCAUGCUAUAGGCCUCACGACGUGGAAUUCUCUGCUGCUUCUCCCACAUCCUCUUCCCAAGCUCGCCCAUGGCUUUCCUCAGGGUGUGGGACAUCGAAAGGAAGGGGCAGGUGCCCAGCGUUGCUUUCCUAACAACAUAGACACACACACAACCUCAAAAAUGAUUGUAGCAAGUACUAGGUUUCUAUUUUGAUUCUCAUGGGAUUUUUGUCCAGUGCAUGGGGUCAUUAGAAGUCACGUGGGAGCCACACUUAGCCUUAUUUGAAAGCCAACCUAUUUCCUACUCUAAAAAUAAUGGCAGGACCAUGACUAUUCUCUUAGGGAGCUGGGAAAAAAGGAUGACGCACUGGUUUUCAAGAUGUCUCAGUGAUAAGCUGUGGCAUGUGACAGCGGAGCUGUGGUCUGGGGGAAGGUUGGGGCUCAGAGCCAUGGUCACAGGGCCAUCUCUGUGGCAUCCAAGUUCCCACAUCAUGAUGCUCAGGGACACUUGCUGCCUCAGUCACUUGAGGUCACAUUGGUUGGUCUUUUCUGGAUGGCAUUGGACAGGUCAGGGAGCUGGCUCAGGUGCACACCUGGAGGGCUGCCAGGGGUGUGACCCUACGAGAUGAGCCUGGAAGCUCAGCUCUGCAGUGAGCUUUGGAAGAGCAGUUAGGAGAGCAAGUGAGUGACAUGGGUGCCUCUGCUUAGCCUUAUUUUGUUUAGGGAGUCUGACGUUCAAGACCUGCCCUACCAAAGAUGUUCAGUGUUCUGCUUGGAGGCUACAGCAUAUGCUAGGACUUGACGCAUGGCUAUCUGUACAGAAUGGAUGGCCCUGGGAAAUCAAGGGUGUGUACAUACAUAGUGUACAUUUAGUGCAAUGCUUAAGGGCUAGCCUCUGGCAUCCCUAGACCAAGAUGCAAGUAGGUUCAGUUUCAGAUGGCAGCAUUCAGAGACACCCACUGGUGACUCUGAGUAAGUGAGGCCCACAGUCUCCUAAGCUGCUGCCAACUACCCAUGGGAACAGACUGUGAAAUACUGGAGUCACGUAUGCCAGCUGCCCCCUGAAUGUCCCACAAGGCCACUCCUCCCACAUACUCAUUAGCCUGGUUCUAGAGUUCAGGAGCGCUAAGCUUAGGGUAGGAUGGGCCCCAUGGUCAUGUAACACUCAGCCUCGGAAGCACCUGCUCCUAGAGAUCCUUCUGGAACUCCCUGAGACCUAGUGGGCCCUCUGGCACCUUGCUAGCCAGUGGGUGGAGGCCCUGUUCUCCUUGGUAGCUCUUUCUGAGGGGGUGAAUCUCUUUGAGCUGUAUCUCCCCAGUUGGAUGAUCCAGGUGCUGAGAGAUGUUGGAGCCCACCCUGUGUCAGGGGACAGAUAAAGCUUCAGGCUGCACUCUGGGGUCAAUGCAAAUUGUGCUGAAGUCCUGUUAGACUGAGGUCCACACUCUGCAGGGGGCAUCUCUGCUCAUCUUGGGGUUCUAGGAAUCUAGGGCCUAGGGGUUUCUGAAGGUGAGAGUGAAGAACACGGGGUGGCUUUUAUUUUUCUCCAUUCCUACAGCAUUUUUGCUAUGAUUGCCUUCUCUGAAAUAAAUUUUAAAUGAGCCAGCCCACUUCUCUUUACUUUUAUGGCAUGCACUGGACCAGAGGCUGUUCUGUGCCAACUUCACCUUUACAAGGACAUAACUGGUGUCUUGAGCAAGAACCCCAGGAUUCAGAUACCAAUGGCCUGCACCUUCCUGUAUUAGCCAUUAUUUGGUGGCUGGGGAGAGAGCAGAAAACAAAGAGUGACGAGGUAACAGACUGAAUGAACACUGAGAUUUCAGAAAAAAUUAUGCUGAGAGACACUUUGUUCUUUUGGAGGGGACGAGCAUGUGAUGUGGUACACCACUGUCCAGGGACGAGCACAUGAUGUGGUACACCACUGUCCAGUAAGUGCUGACUACUCGGUCUCUGUAGAUGAGCUAUUGUGAAUAUCAUCCACAGUGAAGCUCCAUUUCCCAGUGGCUAUCCGGACAGGCUAGUUUGAAGGGCGGCAAUCCCACUUGGACUGACGGACCUGCUUUCUUCCUGAGGGCAUUCAGUAGUGUGGGCUAGGCAUCAGAACCAAAAUGGCAGAGUCAGUGUUCUGGUUUGGUAGGCAUGCUGCAUCGUCAGCCAUGCCAUCCUAGAGGCAGCUGCAGCCUCCUCUACUGGGCACAUGACAGGCUGUGUGAUGCUCUGGUCUAGGCACAGCUAACUCCACGUCUCUGCUUCCUGCUGGAGCAGAGAACAAGUGUUUGACUGCUGUGCCCAACACAGCAGCCUCACAGAAGGUUUUCUUUCUUGUUUAUGGUGCUGGAGGUCAAAGUUAGGUCUUUGCCAAUGCCAGGGAAAAGCUCUACCACUGAAUGAUACUUCUAGCUCCCCAGCAACCUUCUGGAAACACAUUUAUUACUUUGAUUUCUUGGUAUCUGGUUCCUAGGGCCUGUGUUAGCCUCCACCUCUUAGAGCCUCUGUGCUGCUUCCGCAGUGAGGAUGGUUGGGCAAGGAGUAGAAAUACUUCCCACCCCACCAUGCACAGGCUUCAGCUUCCAAAUCCUUAAGUGGAAGGAGAGAAUAUUAAGCCAAAUGCCAGGUAUGACUGAAAGAACUCUUUAGAAAUAUCAGAGGCAGAUCGUCAUCUCCUUGUCACACUGACAUCUUACAGGUACACUCUGGGGCCUCUCAGGAGCCCUGGCGAAGGUACAAAUUGUAGAUGUACACACAACUAAAUUGUUUGUGCUCUGUUUUGCAAUAAAGAUGUUUAGCCUUAAGAACCUUGAAUGGAACUCCAGCCGCAAUGGGGCUGCCAGUGCCCCUUCCUACCCCCUCUCCUAGCGUUGCUUAGAAAGGAGGUCUGCCUAGGUUCCCUCAAGCCCUCAGAUGGCCUCUCCUACCUAAAUGUCGCCGUCAUUGUUACUGCUCCGUAUACUGCCUUCUUACUCACGUCAGUAAAAACUAUCUUCACCAGCUCCCAUGCUCUCUGCCUGGAGAAGUCUUCAGUGUCCCUGAAGUACUGACCCUAAGCUUCUGAGAAAGGACCAUUUCCAUCCGAAGUGUUGGUGUUGAGAAGAACUCCUUGCCACCUCCCACAGUUCAAAGGCAUCAAUGUGAAUUUUACCUGCAGCUUAAGUCAGUCUCAAAUGAAACUUCAGUUUUCAUACUAGUGUAUCAGAACCUUUAAGGAUGGCCUUGAAUUCCUGCCAGACCUGGUGGGGGCGUCUCCACCUGCCACUCAACCUUCCUUAGAGACACUGACUCUUUAUCUGUGACUUCUGAGUCAUCCACUGACCCAUUGGUCCUUGAGAAGUUUGCAGCUCUCCUAUCAGAAGACAGACUGUGUUUAUGGUAUGAAUGCAACACCCCCCAUGAAUGUAGCCUCUUAAUAUUCAGACACUGUAUUUGUGCAUCAGUUAGAGACUGUCCACAUUGCAAGGACAUUUAUACUCAUGAGCAGUUCAUCAUUCUGGGGCUUCUCAUACGAACACUCUCCAUCAAAUCCUGCCAAAUCCUUUAUCGGGUUUUUUGUUUCUUUUUCCUCUGUCCGAAUGAGCAUGAAUAAACGGAAGUGCAAAUGAGCUGAGGCUAUUUUUGUGGUCAGCCAAGGAUGCUGCCAAGAGCUCCACUGUGUGGCUGUGGCGUGGGGAUGUGAAAACUUGGGCACUCCAUGGAUGAUGAUACCCCCUUCUUGAUGUUUUUAAACAAGCACAAAUGAUAUUUGUAAAAAGAAGUUUAAUUUUAUUUAUUAUGGUAAUAAACUAUUUUAUACGUGA
Molecule: messenger RNA, 7699 nt
Organism: Peromyscus californicus insignis
Lineage: Eukaryota; Metazoa; Chordata; Mammalia; Rodentia; Cricetidae
Gene: Kcnh1
Product: potassium voltage-gated channel subfamily H member 1
Exons: 11
Coding region: 208-3177 (989 amino acids)
Biological process (GO): potassium ion transmembrane transport; regulation of membrane potential
Cellular component (GO): membrane
Molecular function (GO): delayed rectifier potassium channel activity
Source: RefSeq, a predicted model, not a curated record